This is a messenger RNA of Camellia sinensis, 387 nucleotides long. NCBI's taxonomy places the organism in Eukaryota, Viridiplantae, Streptophyta, Magnoliopsida, Ericales, Theaceae. The record is from RefSeq and is a predicted model, not a curated record.
AUGGACCCAUUGAAGGCCGAAGCUUGGGUCCUUGGUAUUGAGAAGUUAUUUGGAGUAUUCCCAUGCCUGGAGACACAGAAAGUACAAUUGGCUACCUUUACACUAGAGGAUAAAGCAAGAAGGUGGUGGAUACUAAUCCGUGAUGCUGACAAAGGCAUUGACUGGUGUAUCUGUGAUAGAAAGGUGUUGGAAUUUGAAGGACUAAAGCAAGGCAAUAUGACUGUAGCUGAGUAUGAAGCCAAGUUCAUUGAAUUGGCUAGAUUCGCUCCACAUAUGGUUGACACCGACUAUAAAAAGGCGAGAAAGUUUGAAAAUGGUCUUCGUAGUGACAUCCUGGAGAGGGUGAAUGUAUUAAAAUUGCCCACUUAUGUUGAUGUGCUAGAUUGA